This is a messenger RNA of Colletotrichum orchidophilum, 1086 nucleotides long. RefSeq lists its product as uncharacterized. Lineage: Eukaryota; Fungi; Ascomycota; Sordariomycetes; Glomerellales; Glomerellaceae. The transcript has a single exon. Gene Ontology annotation, cellular component: mitochondrion. Gene Ontology annotation, molecular function: GTPase activity; GTP binding. The coding region runs from base 1 to 1086 and encodes 361 amino acids. The record is from RefSeq and is a predicted model, not a curated record.
AUGCUACCGACAGCCGCGCGCCGGGGGGGCGCCUUCGUGCCCCGCCUCCGCUUCGACGUCUCCGAGUCCAUCCCCCGCUCCUACUACCUAGGUCACCACCACGCGGCACUCCGCGAAAUCUCCAACCGCUUAUCCGAUGUCGGUCUGGUCCUGGAGUGCCGCGACUACCGCGUCCCCCUCACGAGCUGGAACCCCGUUCUCGACCGCGCCAUCGCCGGCCGCGAACGCAUCGUCGUCUACACCCACCGAGACCUCGGCACCGACAGCCCCGCCUCGGUAGAGCAAAGCCUACGACGCUUCCACAGCGGCCGCUCCCCCGUCGGCGGCACGCCACAGCGCGUCGUCUUCUGGCGCAAGGACGACCCCUCGACCACGAAGCAGCUCCUCUCCGAGAUCAGAGCCGUCGCGCACUCGGUCGACAGCCUUACGGGCAUGCGCGCGCUGGUCGUCGGCAUGCCCAACGUCGGCAAGAGCACGCUCCUCAACAAGCUUCGCGUGCACGGCAUGCACAAGAAGCCCAACGUCGCCAAAGUCGGCGCCCAGCCCGGCGUGACGCGCAAGCUAUCGUCGCCGGUGCGCAUCCUCGACGCCGAGAGCGACGGCGGCGUGGGUCUCGGCGAGGGCGUCUUUGUGCUCGACACCCCGGGCGUCUUCAUGCCCUUUGUGUCCGAGGCCGAGAGCAUGGUCAAGCUCGCGCUCGCGGGCUCCGUAAAGGACGAUCGCAUCCCCAUGGAGAUCCUCGCCGACUACCUCCUAUACCGGCUCAACCUCUCCGACCCGAGCGCGUACGCCAAAUAUUGCGAGCCCACGAACGAGGUUAAUGAGUUCCUCCUUGGAGUUGCCCGCAGAACGGGGAAGCUCAAGAGCGGCGGAGAGGCAAACGCGGACAGCGCGGCCGACUGGAUUGUCAAGCAGUGGAGGGUCGGGAACCUGGGCAAGUUUGUGCUCGAUGGCAUCAAUGACGAAGCAUUCAAGGAGAAGGAGUUGGCGAGGGAGGGACAAGGCCCGCUAAGCAUGAACCAGGCACGAAGGAAAGAGAAGGAAGCAAGGAAAGAGCGAGCAAUGAACAAGACUAAAGCAGUUUAG